Messenger RNA from Neoarius graeffei (lesser salmon catfish), 2208 nucleotides. It is a transcript of the gene rab42a, whose product is annotated as RAB42, member RAS oncogene family a. Bases 116 to 757 code for a protein of 213 amino acids. Gene Ontology annotation, molecular function: GTP binding; GTPase activity. The transcript has 2 exons. The record is from RefSeq and is a predicted model, not a curated record. Gene Ontology annotation, biological process: Rab protein signal transduction. Lineage: Eukaryota; Metazoa; Chordata; Actinopteri; Siluriformes; Ariidae. Gene Ontology annotation, cellular component: Golgi membrane.
GCUCGCGCGCGCUCCAAGCUCACCGUGAGCAUAUCGCACCGCGCUCGUGCGCUUUUCUUUAUUGUUCCCGGAAAGCCUUUGAUCCUGAGCGCUCGAGCCUUCAUCUCGCCAUGCGAUGGAUAUUCUGUGGCAAUACCAGUUCCGGAUUAUUCUGCUCGGAGACUCAACGGUCGGGAAAUCGUCUCUGCUUAAACGGUUCACGGACGGCGUGUACAGCGACGUGGCGGAUCCGACGGUCGGGGUAGAUUUCUAUGCCAGAUCUCUUGAUAUAGAACCGGGGGUGAAGAUUAAACUGCAGCUCUGGGACACCGCCGGGCAAGAGAGAUUCAGGUCCAUUACAACUUCCUACUACCGCAAUUCAGUUGGUGGCCUCCUGGUGUUUGACCUGACCAAUCGUAAGAGCUUUGAGCAUGUGCGUGAAUGGCACCGUGAAGUCACUGAGCACAUCCUGCCACACCAUAUGGUCUAUAUCUUGAUCGGCCACAAGAGUGACCUGAUCCAAGAGCGCAAAGUGCUCCGUGAUGAGGCUGAGCAGCUGGCGGCUGAGUUGGGCGUGCGCUAUGUAGAAACGUCAGCUAAAUGCAAUAGCAACGUGGAGCGUGCCUUCGAGCUGCUGGCACGCGACAUCUAUGAGCUGAUGAAGAUGGGUGAGAUCUCGGCGCGUGACGGCUGGGACGGCGUUAAGAGUGGUCUCACAGCAAAAGUCCUCUACCCGGCUGAGGAAGAGGCAGAGAGAGAGAAGAGCUGCAACUGCUGACUUGGGGGCAUUCGCCUGUAACCUCUCACCUGUGUGUCAGUCACUCGUCCUUGCUGAGUUCACACUUUCACUUCCUGCAUUGCAAAUCAAGCUCGCUGCUUGUCCCUGCAUUUUCUGUCUGUCCCCAUCUUGAGAUGUGUGGUUCUCUGAAUAAGCACCAUGCUGCACUGAUAAUAAAAUGGCCUCCUUCUUUUUGGCUUCAGAUUGGAUAAAUAUAAGCUCGGAUGGACAGCACACGGUUCUAAGCAAAAGCAGUAAGAUGCAGGAUGACACUUGGAGACAUCAUUGGUUGAAAGACCUGGCAGCGGCCUGUGUUCUUUUUGAGCUUUAAAUCGCUUGUUGUUUUUGUCACACGGUGUUAAAUCACUGAAGAGGAAUGUAGUGUACUUUCUCUUAGUGGAAUGCUGUACUCCACCUGCUCCAUCUAUUCCACUGUUGUUUAACCUUUACGUUCAUUUGGUGCAAACGUUUUCACAUACUGUAUAUUCAUCCACCUGAACUUACACAUAAAGAUACAUUGCUCGAUUAUAUUCAGAUUACAUAAUUCGUUCAAUCAAGAAUGUGCAGUGCGGUUAACAUGUAAAUGACUCAUGCAAAGUCAACAGUGGAAAAACCUGCAAAACUACAUGGCGAUUUUGGUGCGGUAACACAGCGUAUACUGAGACACAGGAAUUACGAGAUUCCCAGCUGCUCUCAUUGUCUGUAUGCUUCUGCAUCUGUCAUUCGUAGCUGAAAUGUUAGCAAGUCCAUGUGCCAAAAUUCUGGCGUCAUAAUAGGGUACUGUAGGUAACUUAUCAUCAAACUGAAAUUUACAAUCCAUCACUAUGGAGUUUAUACCGAGUCUUGUGUCUCUAGCAAAAGGAGGAAAAAAUUCGAGUGCCAAUAUAUCCGCUCUGUCGCUAGCUCACCCUCUCAGAAAAGCCGCUUCUACAAACUUCCUCUCAGUGAAUCAGUCAUCAGAGAGUGUGUGCAGUACACAACCACAUUCAGCUCUAGAUGUGCCAAACUCUUAAUAAUGUGAGCUGAAACAGGAUUUUUUUUUUUUAAAAAGUGGGCUAUUCUGUUCAUACUGUUAAAUAUGGAUUAGAUAUAUACUGUAUGCAUCUACUGUAUGAGGGUCAUUCAAUCAUCUAGAUCAUUUUGAUUAUCUAGUAGUAGUAAAUCAAAACCGAGGUAUAAGUACACAGUGUUUGUCCAGUCCAAAGUUUUUUUACUCUACAGUUAAUAUCAAACUUAAUUGGAAAAGACAUGAGCAUGUUUAUUAAUCGGAUAAAUGCAACGUUUUCCCUUUUUAAUUCGAGUAUGAAACCACAAAUUCAGAUGCCCUAAGAUUGAGGAUAUCUUGCAAGCUAGAAAGGAUGUUCUUGACCUAGAUACCAAUGUUAACGUGCCUAAAAUGGCAGCUAACAUAAUAUAUAACAAAUCAUAUAUUAUACACAUUAUAAUUUUGC